UCCGUGAACGCGUCGGGCCGCACACCGUGAGCAGCGCUGAUUGAGCAGCAGAGCGGCGGCGGUGACGACGGCCAUCUUAGAGCUACCGCGGCAACAGACACUCAUCCUCUGGAUCUUAUUCUUCUGGCUCACAGACGCGCUCCGCCUGACUGACGGGGGAAGAAGAAGAAGGAGAAGCAGAAGGCCGCCUCUUACUUCACCGCGGUUGAACUCGAAGUCGGGAUGCGGUUCAGAGGGAAUACGGGAUUUGCAUCCGCUGUCGGACUGGUCCUCGGACUAUUAUGUGCGGUGGAGGCAGCUAAAGUCAAUAAGCACAAACCAUGGAUUGAGACGACGUACCAUGGGAUCGUAACGGAAAAUGAUGAGAAAGUGCUACUGGACCCCCCGCUAAUUGCACUGGACAAGGAUGCUCCUCUACGCUAUGCAGAGAGUUUUGAGGUGACCCUCACUGAAGAAGGUGAGAUUUGCGGCUUCAGGAUCCAUGGGCAGAAUGUCCCCUUCGAGGCAGUGGUCCUGGACAAGUCCACUGGCGAGGGGGUCAUCCGGGCCAAGGACAAGCUGGACUGUGAGCUGCAGAAGGAGCACACCUUCACCAUCCAGGCUUACGACUGUGGAGAGGGUCCUGAUGGUGCCAACAUGAAGAAAUCCCACAAGGCCACCGUCCACAUCCAAGUGAACGACAUCAACGAGUAUUCACCCGUGUUCAAGGAGAAGUCCUACAAAGCCACCGUUAUCGAGGGAAAGAAGUAUGACAGCAUCCUGAAGGUGGAGGCAGUAGACGCCGACUGCUCGUUCCAGUUCAGCCAAAUCUGCAACUACGAGAUUGUCACCCCUGAUGUGCCCUUCACCGUCGACAAAGACGGCUUCAUUAAGAACACAGAGAAACUGAGCUACGGCAAAGAGCGCAUGUAUAAGCUGACUGUGACCGCCUACGACUGUGGAAAGAACCGUGCCUCAGAGGACGUGCUGGUCAAGAUCAGCGUCAAACCCACCUGCAAACCCAGCUGGCAAGGCUUCAAUAAGAGGAUUGAAUAUGAGCCUGGUACAGGUAGCCUGGCCCUUUUCCCCAGCAUGCACUUGGAGACCUGUGAUGAACCAAUCACCUCUAUCCAGGCCAGUAUUGAACUGGAAACCAACCAUAUCGGAAAGGGCUGUGACCGUGACACCUAUUCUGAGAAGUCACUGCACAAGCUGUGCGGCGCGAGCUCUGGCACAGUGGAGCUCCUCCCUGCACCGAGCAGCUCUGCCAACUGGACGGUCGGGCUGCCCACUGAUAACGGGCACGACAGUGACCAGGUAUUCGAGUUCAAUGGCACCCAGGCCAUCAAGGUCCCCGAAGGCAUGGUGAGCACCAGCCUGAAGGAACCCUUCACCAUCUCUGUGUGGAUGAGACAUGGCCCCGGGGCCCAUGAGAAGGAGACCAUCCUCUGCAACUCUGACAAGACAGAGAUGAACAGACACCACUACUCCCUCUACGUCCACAACUGCAGACUGAUCCUUCUCCUCCGUCAGGAUCCAUCAGAAGCCGAGAACUACAAACCAGCAGAGUUUCACUGGAAACUCGACCAGGUAUGUGACAAAGAGUGGCAUCACUAUGUGCUGAACGUGGAGUUCCCCACCGUGUCUUUGUUUGUGGAUGGAACUACGUUUGAGCCCUUCCUGGUUACAGAAGACUACCCGCUGCACUCCUCCAAGAUUGCAACUCAGCUCACGAUUGGUGCCUGCUGGCAAGAAAACUCAGGACAUGACAAUGACACUGAGACAGUCUCUGAGCCCACCUCAGGCGGAAACGCUCGUAUGGGUCAGUUUUUCCGAGGGAACCUUGCAGGGCUGAUGAUUCGCUCUGGCAAACUGGAGAACAAGAAGGUGAUCGACUGUCUGUACACAUGCAAGGAGGGCCUGGAUGUGCAGCUGCCUGAGGAGGUCGCUUCAGCUGUCAAGGUGGAGUUCAACCCCAACCAGUCCUCUCUGACUGUGGAGGGCGACGACAUCGAUGCCUUUGAUAAGGUCAUGCAGCACAUCUCCUACUUGAACUCUCGCCAGUUCCCAACACCUGGCAUCAGGCACCUUCGCAUCUCCACCACCGUCAAAUGCUUCAAUGAGGAGUCCUGCGUUUCGGUGCCAGAUGCCGAGGGUUACGUGAUGGUGCUGCAGCCCGAAGAACCCAAGAUCAGCCUGAGCGGCAUCGACCACUUUGCCCGCAGUGCUGCCGAAUUCGAAAGCCAGGAAGGCGUGACGCUGUUCCCCGAGCUGCGCAUCGUGAGCACCAUCACCCGUGAAGUGGAGGCCGACACUGAGUCUGAAGCCACGGAGGGAGCUGAUGAUGACCCCACAGUCCAAGAGACAGUGGUGUCAGAGGAGAUCAUGCACAACCUGGACACGUGUGAAGUGAGUGUGGUGGGAGACGAGCUGGACGGGGAGCACGAGAGCCUGGAGGUGGACAUGUCACAGCUGCAGCCGCGCGGCCUGGAGAUGAGCUCCUCUAACCUGGGCCUCGUCAUCACCGGUGUGAACACCAUGGCCAACUACGAACAGGUUCUGCACCUGAUCCGUUACAAGAACUGGCACACUGAGGCUCUGUUUGACAGGAAAUUCAAACUGGUCUGCUCUGAGCUCAACGGUCGCUACAUCAGCAAUGACUUCAAGGUUGAGGUGAAUGUGAUCCACACAGCCAAUCCCGUGGAGCAUGCUAACAACGCCAUGGUGCAGCCAAAUUUCAUUAACCCCAUCCAUCAUGCCUCUGUGGAUCUGUCUGGUCACAACCUGGUCAACGCUCACCAGGCCUCAGUGGUUCCCAGUGCUGCCACCAUUGUCAUUGUGGUGUGCGUCAGCUUCUUGGUGUUUAUGAUCAUCCUGGGCGUGUUCCGCAUCCGUGCUGCUCACCAGCGAACCAUGAGAGACCAGGAAAGCGGCAAGGAGAACGAGAUGGACUGGGACGACUCGGCUCUCACCAUCACCGUCAACCCCAUGGAGACGUACGAGGACCAGCACAGCAGUGAGGAGGAUGAGGAAGAGGAGGAGGAGAGCGAGGACGGAGAGGAGGAAGAUGACAUCACGAGUGCUGAGUCAGAGAGCAGCGAGGACGAGGAGGGCGGAGAGCCGGAGGACCAGCAGGGCGCCAGCAGACAGCAGCAGCUGGAGUGGGACGACUCUACCCUCACCUACUAGAAUGAAUACGCACACACUCACACACACACACACACACACAAUGCAUAAUACACUCAACACAGCUCUCUCUGACAUACACAUCACCAACACUUACUCAGAGGGUCUCACACACACACACACACACACACACACACACCACAGAUUCAUGUCUAAGGAGCCAGGAUGUAAAAAAAACUACAAAAACAAACAAAAAAAAUUCCCUUCAGCGUCGAGGUUUUCCUGUUGUUAUCUUAGUGGUGGUACUCAGUGUAGUGUAGUCAUCACCGGAUUGCUGAUUUUUACUGUUUAUUUUUUUAUUUAUUAUAUUUUAAUUCCCAGGAAAACUUGGUCUACAUUUGUUUUGAACUGUGUGAGGAAGCCAACCCUGCACUUUUAAUUUUUUUUUUCAGACAUGAGCAUUCAAACAGAAUAAUUUUAAUUUUUCUCCCUGAUGUAUAUUCUUGCUUAAUGCUUUUAGAUUUGUUUGCCGCUAAACUCACUUGACUUGAGUUUUCUUAGUUGUCCACAGUGAAAAAAUAUUGCUUUUAACAAGUAGACUGCAUUUUCUUUUUUUUUUCUUUUAGUGCAUGAGGAUAUUUGAGUCAUAUGUGUAGAGAAAUAAAUUGCUUUUUAAAGAUUUUGUAAAUAUAAAGAAACCAUGUAAUUAGUCGAUGUGUUAGUGAAGACCUACUCAACAGGGUCCAAUAUCUAAAACAACGCAGUAUGUAAUGUAGAAUAUUUGUGUCACAGAGGCUGUAGCAUGUUGAAAAUUUUCCGCAAAAAGCUGUUCCAUCAUGCUUGUACAAAAAGUGUCCGCUUCACAAUGAGAAACCCAGGACUGUUCAGCAGAGGUUUCCAUGACAAAGUUGUGUCUAUUUUGUUUUUUUGUUUUUUUUGUUUUUGCAAAAACAAAAAUCAUUUGUUUUAUGUACAUGUAAAGCAGAACUGGUGGAUGGUUUCAGCUUCACACAUGCUUUGCUUUGCUUGCACAGGUGGCAAUGCUCUACAUGUCACAUGUAUUUCAUUCCCAGUAGAUCUCACUGUUGUACAGAGGGGAUUUUCUUUUUUUUUUUCAUUUGGAGUAAUGAUCGUACUCAGAGAAACGCUAAUGUACAAAUUGACAUUUUGUGUGGAACGGUACAAACACCAGACCAGCAGGUUCUGUUGUGCUGUUAAUCUUGAAAUAUAGGUACUAACAUUUCUGCCAGUGUAAUUGGACGUGUAGAGAGAUUUCCUCAGCAGCUUUAAAGCGUCUCUUUUUCCCGUUGCUGUGCUGACAGAAGUAUGGAGGAAAAUAAACCUUCAAACUACUGAAGGAGCAGAUUUAUGACAGACGGAGCUGCGGUGGUUGAAUUCUGCCGUUGCUGGCUUUGUUUUUGGAAAGAAAAGUGAAAUGAAAGUACUUUUCAGGAUUGCUCUGUUGCAACUUUAUUUUCCAUGGCACAGCUAUUUAAUCUGAAAUGAAAAUAAUACAUAUAUUAGCAUUUUGAAGCUGGUUUCUUACUGCAAACUGAGCAUUAUCUUUAGUGCAAUUUUGGGAAUUACAACUGCAGGCAUGACUGCGUAGUUUGCAACAAAAAAACAUUUUCAAAAUGACUCAUCUUCUUGUUUAAAUCUUAAAAAUGAGAUUUUUUUUGCAUUAGACCACUAGAUUUUAUUGUACAUGGAACUGUACUGUAGAGUUGUUCUAAGAUAUUUGUUUACAUUUGGUAAACUUAUUUUUCCUUCUGGUAUUAGUAUAAAGCUUAUACAAUUGAUUGGGGAAAUGUGUCCAACCUCUUAACUCCUCUCAGACACUGUUGUAACUAUUGAGUGUUCGUCUCAUGUUUUUGUGUACUGAGUAAAAAGUGUAAAACAUUUCCUAAACCUGCAUUAAUUAAAAUCAGAGCAGAAUGGGCGUUAUCAGGAUAAAAAGUGUUGGGCAUCGCGAGUCCUAUAUUUUGAGUGCAGAUCUAUUUUCCAAGAAUUUCAGUUCAGAAACACACGAAAGGCUCAUUGGAGAUGUUUCCAGGCUGUUUUUGAGGAUUUGAGUCGCACUGUUGAGUUGGAUUUUUUUAAGUUUAAUAUAAUUCCGUGGUGGAAACAUAGUGAACAGUCUCCCCCUCCUCGAUGACUCGGAGCAAGAAGAAGAAGAGGUCCGAGCCGGCUGAGAUGGGAGUGCCUUUUGCCUUUUAUCAAUCAUAGCGAAAUUAGCAGGUCUAACAAUAACACUCAUCCAUGCUCCUUUUUGUGUGUGUGGCAUUGUUAGGGCCCGAGCUCUAACAGUCCUUUUGGAAUGGCUCUGAUUAUUAUUAUUUCAUUCUUGUUUGUUAAAUGCUAGAUUUCCUGCAGAGCUGGGGGAUUACGCUUUUCUUUUAAAUCUGUCGUAUCAAUAAUCCACCGCUACUUUUAUUAACGGCAACAAACAUUUCACGUAGAUGUCAUGUGUCCAUGUUGAUGUGUAGAGGAAGUAGAUCCAUAUUGUACCUUCUAUAGAUAUUGUACUAAAUCAUAUUGACGGAAUCCACCUUUUAAAAAGAUUCACAGUACAUAAUGAAUUUGCUUUGGCGGCGUACAUGGGUUUACUCUUGAUUGGCCUGUUUGUGUAUAGUGGAAGGUGUUUUUGAACAGUGUCCUAUUGCCUGAGUUGUCCAGAAAUGAUUUUGAGGGCAGCAUGAAAUUCACAAGUGUCGAAGCCUGUCGACUCUGAAAUUAUCACGGUUUCAUUCAGUCAAACACAAAAUGUCCACAUUGCAUCUACAGUAAAAAAGUACAGUACCAGGGGUCACUGACAUGUGCACGCUGACUGAAGUCAAGUCUCCUCAGUGACUCCACCAUCUCCGGUUCUCUGGGUCAUAUGAUUUCCGCUCAGCCCCUGAGCUAAGUGUAAGUCAGUUGAAUUGAAUGUCACUGCCUAACAAACUGAGACGCAGCCAUACCAUAAUAACACUAAAGAUGUGGGGGGGGGCUUUACUUUGCAUGAACCACAAGUUUGUGUACGUUCCAUGUGGGGUUGUGAGACUGGAGUAAGAAAGGAGACGUGAUACACUACUGAUUCUCAAUUGUCCGUUUCACACGUCCACAACACUCCAGAUAUAUAUAUAUAUAUAUAUAUAUUUUGUUUGUUUUUUCUUUGAGAAUUUGCUUGAGGAAGGAAGGUGACGGCGUUUUUUCUUUUUUUUUUUUGAACAGUUGGAUGUUUCCUUUGUGCUUGUUGGAGCUGCUCUCACUUUUCUACCAAUUGAAAGGCAAAUUGUAGUGAAGUUGAUGCUUGCUCGCAAACAAAAUAAAGGAUGAUGAGAUGGGGUAUAACUUCUGUGUGCUCUUGUUUUAUUUUACUGUAAUCACAGUGCUGUGAUGGAUGGUACACACCCUAAGUAGGGAAAGUGUUCAAAAUGUUAAAUGUGUUAGCGCCAUCUGGGGGUGAGAACAAAACUGAAGCCUGGAAGUAAUUGGUGCAACAGAAUUUCACAGGUAAAGCGAAUAAUACUGGGAUAGUUCCCAGUCGAGCAGAUACCUCCUACAGUAAUCCCUCCGUGAAACCACAUUUAAAUUCACUAGACCCAGAUAUUUAUUUGAUCUACACCAAAUUACACACACUCAUAAAUAUUAGCCAUCCCAAACGAUUCUUUUUCAGCAAGAUCCAUAAAUUAUUCUCAGAGAAAUUAGUGAAAAUGUUGAAAAACACUGUAUCUCACAAUGUUCUAGACUCUAGAGUGAAAUAAUAUUCCUGAAACUGUAAUGAGCUCUUCCUUGGGUUAUGUUCUACCCCUCCACAAAAUUUCAUGGAAAUCUUUGGAUUAUAUUUUGCUCAAUCCUUGUUUGCUAAAUAACAAAUGCAAAUGAAAACAUAACCUCCUUGGUGAUUUUAAUCAAAGGUGCACAAAAACUACCAAACUGAUUUCCAUUACAUUUUGUGCAGGGGUGGGGCAUGACCCAGGGAAGACCUCACCACAUUUUGGUGUGGAUUCCGAUCAGGGGACAGAUCCAGGAAUUUGUUUCUCUCUAACAUUGUGAGAUUGGGUGUUUUCAUUGAUUUCACAGAGAAUAAUUCAUGGAUCUCGAUGAAAAAAAACAAAAAACAGAAAUGUUUAUGAACAUGUGAUUUCAAAAUCCAGAUCUGGUGAAUUUAUUGUGAUUUCAUAAGGCGGCUGUUGGACCUGUUGGGUGGAGGUAUGCGCUCUACUGAGUGACAUUUUAUUUGUGAAGCGACGGUGCCUGAGCCGGGGACGAAGCCAUUAAACUGCAUCAUUCUAGUUAAAGUCGUUCCUCUCAACUCAAUCACUUUUAUAACUGGUGACUGAAGAGACAGUUUAAGGGGUUUUAUUUUACUUGUAGCCACCAUCUUCACUGCAACAGUGCAGGCUGCCUGGCUCUGUAUAGUGACCUCAUGUUGCACUCAUCAAACUGAAUGACUGUCAUGAGGCAGCUGCUGGAACCAUCACAAGACCCUCCACAAAACAGACAGCAUCAAGUCCAGAGUGGAGUUUUUGUUGAACUGCGGCC
Messenger RNA from Paralichthys olivaceus (Japanese flounder), 7632 nucleotides. RefSeq names its product calsyntenin 1 (gene clstn1). Lineage: Eukaryota; Metazoa; Chordata; Actinopteri; Pleuronectiformes; Paralichthyidae. Gene Ontology annotation, biological process: positive regulation of synaptic transmission; positive regulation of synapse assembly; homophilic cell-cell adhesion. Gene Ontology annotation, molecular function: kinesin binding; calcium ion binding; X11-like protein binding. The record is from RefSeq and is a predicted model, not a curated record. Gene Ontology annotation, cellular component: cell surface; postsynaptic membrane.